Messenger RNA from Gongylonema pulchrum, 870 nucleotides. Lineage: Eukaryota; Metazoa; Nematoda; Chromadorea; Rhabditida; Gongylonematidae. The record is from the annotation of a GenBank genome assembly.
AUGCCGGAAGAUCUGGCUUUUUGUACACUUGUUAAAAUUAUGUUCGAUUAUGGCUUACGUGAUUUGUUCAAACUUGGCUUGGACGUUUUGCACUUGCGAUUUUAUCAGCUUCAACGAUUGACCGAGGGGAUGAACACGAUUUUCCACAUCUCGUUGGCGCUCCUCAAAGCCUCCAAGAAGGAGCUAUUGCAGUUGGAUUUUGAGGGUGCUUUGAAGUAUUUUCGUGUAGCGCUACCACGACGAUAUCGUACGGAAGCAAACGCCAAAGAGCUCAUCCAUCAAGCUGUAAAGUUAAAAAUAAGUCACAAGCGACUAUCGAAGUACGAAAAGGAAUUUUAUUCACUGAAAGAGCGAGAGUUGGAAUCACAGGAUCCACAAGAACGUCUCGAGGCCGAAGACAGUGUGGAAAGUUUGCAAGGACAACUUGAAAGAUGUAUGAGGACAGCCAAAGAUCUUGAAGAUGAAAAUAACGGAUUGCGUGCCGAAUACGAUCAGGUGAAGGAGAUGUGCCGGAGAGAAGUACAGCGACUAGAAUCAGAGGCGAUGAGGUCACAGAGUAUCAUCCUCAAUUAUAAGCAGAUAUGCUCCGAUCUCAGUUAUCGGCUCGAUAAGCAGCAAGAGAACUACCAAACGCAGAAGAAACGCAUCUCAGUGGGAAGAAGGGCCUUGCUAAAUCUUUCGGAAUUUCAGCAGUAUUCGCCGGUGAAAGAGGAAAAUGGCUGUGGCCUUCGUGUGGUCGAGCUAAUGGACAAGCUGGAAGAAAGUGAACAGCGUGUUCGACAGCUUGAACUCAGUCUUGCACAGACGAAACUUGAACUUGUAGAAGCGCAGUGCAGAAAUCAGGAUCUUAGCCAUCAGGUGAAUUCUUGA